ACCAACAGGGCACCCGCUUUCCCCUUCUCCGGCUCCCUCGCCGAAUACCCCGGCGCCCCUCCGCGCGCCGCCUGGAGGGCGAGGGCGCGGGGCCGAGGCGCGCAGCAUGGAGUGGGGUUACCUGUUGGAAGUGACCUCGUUGCUGGCCGCCUUGGCGCUGUUGCAGCGCUCGAGUGGCGCGGCGGCUGCCUCGGCCAAGGAGCUGGCGUGCCAAGAGAUUACCGUGCCGCUUUGCAAGGGCAUCGGCUACAACUACACGUACAUGCCCAACCAGUUCAACCACGACACGCAGGACGAGGCGGGCCUGGAGGUGCACCAAUUCUGGCCGCUGGUAGAGAUCCAGUGCUCGCCGGACCUCAAGUUCUUCCUGUGCAGCAUGUACACGCCCAUCUGCCUGGAGGACUACAAGAAGCCCCUGCCUCCUUGCCGCUCGGUGUGCGAGCGCGCCAAGGCCGGCUGCGCACCCCUCAUGCGCCAGUACGGCUUCGCCUGGCCGGACCGCAUGCGCUGCGACCGGCUGCCGGAGCAGGGCAACCCCGACACGCUGUGCAUGGACUACAACCGCACGGACCUCACCACAGCCGCACCCAGUCCGCCGCGCCGCCUGCCGCCGCCGCCUCCGGGUGAGCAGCCGCCCUCUGGCAGCGGCCACGGCCGCCCGCCGGGGGCCAGGCCCCCGUCCCGCGGCAGGGGCGGUGGCGGCGGGGACGCAGCGGCGCCCCCCACGCGCGGCGGCGGCGGGAAGGGCGCGGCGGCGGCGGCGGGCGCGGGCGCGGCGGGCGCGGGAGCAGGCGGCCCGGGCGGGCGCGGCGAGUAUGAGGAGCUGGGCGCUGUGGAGCAGCACGUGCGCUACGAGACCACGGGCCCGGCGCUGUGCACCGUGGUCUUCCUGCUUGUCUACUUCUUCGGCAUGGCCAGCUCCAUCUGGUGGGUGAUCCUGUCGCUCACGUGGUUCCUGGCGGCGGGCAUGAAAUGGGGCAACGAGGCCAUCGCCGGCUACUCGCAGUACUUCCACCUGGCCGCGUGGCUCGUGCCCAGCGUCAAGUCUAUCGCCGUGCUGGCGCUCAGCUCCGUGGACGGCGACCCGGUGGCUGGCAUCUGCUACGUGGGCAACCAGAGCCUCGACAACCUGCGCGGCUUCGUGCUGGCGCCGCUCGUCAUCUACCUCUUCAUCGGCACCAUGUUCUUGCUGGCCGGCUUCGUGUCGCUCUUCCGCAUCCGCUCAGUUAUCAAGCAGCAGGGCGGCCCCACCAAGACGCACAAACUGGAAAAGCUCAUGAUCCGCCUGGGUCUCUUCACCGUGCUCUACACCGUGCCCGCUGCCGUCGUGGUCGCCUGCCUCUUCUAUGAGCAGCACAACCGCCCGCGCUGGGAGGCCACGCACAACUGCCCGUGUCUACGGGAUCUGCAGCCAGACCAGGCGCGCCGGCCCGACUACGCCGUCUUCAUGCUCAAGUACUUCAUGUGCCUCGUGGUGGGCAUCACCUCGGGCGUGUGGGUCUGGUCCGGCAAGACGCUCGAGUCGUGGCGUGCCCUGUGCACCCGCUGCUGCUGGGCCAGCAAGGGCGCCACGGGGGGCGCGGGCGCCGCGGCCGCGGGGGGCGCCGGGGGACCCGGGGGUGGCGGGGGCGUGGGGUCCGGUGGGGGCGGGGGCCCGGGCGGUGGGGCGGGAUCCCUCUACAGCGACGUCAGCACCGGCCUGACGUGGCGAUCUGGCACGGCCAGCUCCGUGUCUUAUCCAAAGCAGAUGCCAUUGUCCCAGGUCUGAGUGGAGGGGAGGGGGCACCCGGAAGGAAUGGGGAGGGGGGCGAGGAAACCAAGUGCAGCGAAGGGACACUCGACGGGCUGAGGUUCCCACCCCUUUACCGUGUUGAUUGCUAUUAGCAUGAUAAUGAACUCUUAAUGGUAUCCAUUAGCUGGGACUUAAAUGACUCGCUUAGAACAAAGUACCUGGCAUUGAAGGCUCCCAGACCCAGCCCCCUUUCCUCCAUUGAUAUGCGAGGAGCUCCUCCCGCCAGGCGUUAAUCUCUGUUGGCAGAGGAGGGUGGACUCUGCCGCGUUUCAGAACGCCAGGUUUGGAGCCCUCGCUGGUUGCCGUUUGCUGAGCUUGAAGCCAGAUCUACUACAGAUUUCAUCUGAGGGACCUAUUUUUCUCCCUCGACUCUCCUAUGUAAACUCUUACUCCUAACAUACCCUAGAGGAGGGAUGACCGCGACCUAAUGGAAUUGCACGGUUUGGGUAUUCUUAAUGACCAGGCAAAUGCCUUAAAUAAACAAAUAAUGUCUUAAUUAUACACCCCAAGUAAAUACGGGUUUCUUACAUUAGAGGAUGUAUUUAUAUAAUUAUUUGUUAAAUUGUAAAAAUGUGUAAAAUAUGUACAUAUCCAAAGAUAUACAGUCUGUACAUUUUUUGUAAAAAGUUUAGAGGCCACCCCUGUAAGAACAAAUAUAAGUAUUCUAUUUUGUCAAUAAAAAGACUUUUGAUAAAUGAUUUAAGCAUCACCCUUUCCCCCUGCCUCUUCUAAGCUGUUACCUUUAAAGUGCUUGCUAAGGACACGUUGAAAAAUGGACAUUUUCUGGUUUCUCAUUCUGUACACUGACCUUAGGCUGGAGAAAAUGACCUGUUAAACUUAGUUCUUAAGUUGUUAGCAAAGUAAAUAUCCUUGUUGAACUGAAAUCAAAAUUGAGUUUUUGCACCUUCCCAAAAGACGGUGUUUUUCAUGGUAGCCGUUUUCUCAUCCAUGGAUAACAACACUCACCUUAGUGUGUGUAAAUGGAACUUUUGCAAGGCAACAAUUGCACUCAGGCCUUGUUAUUUAUCUUGUACAAUAUCACUAAAGGCUUCAAAACCCCACAUUUAUUUCUCGA
Messenger RNA from Neomonachus schauinslandi (Hawaiian monk seal), 2867 nucleotides. RefSeq names its product frizzled class receptor 8 (gene FZD8). The record is from RefSeq and is a predicted model, not a curated record. Gene Ontology annotation, biological process: canonical Wnt signaling pathway; non-canonical Wnt signaling pathway. Gene Ontology annotation, cellular component: plasma membrane. Gene Ontology annotation, molecular function: Wnt-protein binding; Wnt receptor activity. NCBI's taxonomy places the organism in Eukaryota, Metazoa, Chordata, Mammalia, Carnivora, Phocidae.